GUGUCAGCUAUUUCCUCACACGAAUUUUCAAUUCGCAACGAAUCCAGAAUGGUUGCCAAAGCUCCCCGUUUCCCCUCCGUCUUUGGGAGCCAGGAACAGAAAGAGGCUUUCGAGCAAACAGAGCGUGACGUCAAAGAGCUCCAAGGAGAGAGUUUCUCAUUCAAAGACGCUCAGGGAAACUUCCUCGGCCCUUUCGGAGUUCUUUGUUACACUCCAUCAACCUUCAAGCCGUUCCUCAGCUACUCAAAAUCCUAUUACACUCUGCCGCACCUCACCCCCAAGGAGCGCGAAUUGACCACGUUGGCGACUGUUUCUGUCACCAAGAGUGACUACGUCGAGUACGCUCACCAGAAAAUUGGAAUAUCAUUAGGCUUGACCCAGGACCAAGUCGAACGAGCCAGCGCAGGGCAUCUUCCAAAGGGCCUAUCGGACAGAGAGGAAUGCGUCUACGAGCUAGCGUUGAGCGUUGCAAGAGGCUUUGGUAAUAUCAAAGACAAACAGUUUGAUUCCGCUGUUGCAUUGCUGGGUAAAGAGGGUGUUGCUGCGUUGGCUCAGCUGGUCGGAGGAUACUUGCUUAUAAGCACGAUGGAGAGCGUGGCAGGUGGUUCGGUCCCCGAGUCUUGA
Messenger RNA from Pseudovirgaria hyperparasitica, 624 nucleotides. RefSeq lists its product as uncharacterized. NCBI's taxonomy places the organism in Eukaryota, Fungi, Ascomycota, Dothideomycetes, Acrospermales, Acrospermaceae. The coding region runs from base 49 to 624 and encodes 191 amino acids. The transcript has a single exon. The record is from RefSeq and is a predicted model, not a curated record.